UUAUCGAGCGUGAGCGCGCUCGCUCGCGCCGUUCUCGUGUUUGUGUUGUGCGUGUUAGAAAAUGUUGUGUGGUUCCCGUGAAGUCGUAUUGGUGAUGCUGCUUGCCGUACACAACUUUUAUCUGUGAAUAUCUGAAGAUGGGGUCCAUUGUGAUCGUGUUGUGCUUUCUGUCUUUCUUGCACGAAGGAGAAUUAAAAGAUGAACGACUGAAAGUAGCAAAUGAAAUUGCUAUUGAUGUAUCCAGUGGUUUGAAAACGUACCACGUGAGGACUUCAUUUCCCGGACGAUCAGUGACCCCUUUUCACGCGCACAGCAUACCAUCGGAUGCCAGCUUCUUGCUCUUCCAAGCGCACGCUCAAAAUGUGCCAGUGACUAUUUCGUACAGUGCUGACACACCGCCCGACAAAACAGAGAGUGAUACAGGAACCAACACAGGAUUGGUUGUUGUGCUCAAAGCAUGGGAUACAGACGCCACAACCUUUAUCCACAACCCAAGUGUCGACAAUGUCACAUUGCUUCUCGUGGUCUCUCUGCAUGGCUCUAAAGACCCGGUGCCUGGCGGCUGCAACAUGGAGUUCCCUGUAGAAGUGUCACCCUUCCUUCGACUUGUGCUGAAGUCCACAGAACUGGCCGUGGAGUUUCAGCAUGCCAGCAGCGGAGUACCACGCGAGGCCCAAACUUCCAAGUGUAGUCGGAGCCUUCCGCUCUUUCGGUACGAUUUGUAUGUCUACUACCUCGACCAAUGGGAUCUGUCAGAAGACCACUACCUGACAGCUGUCUCCAAGAUGCUGGACCCCUCUUCAGUGAAAAGCAAUGCACAUCUGGUGAAAGCCUACCGUGAAAACCCGAAGACUAGAGCACUGUUUCUGACUUACCCCGGCGAAGGCGCAGUGUAUUCGGUGCUCGUGGAGCAGGUGACCUGGGACGGCCAAAUUCAUGAGGCUGCCUAUGUGCCCAUUGCCACUUAUGGUUGCCUGUGGUACACGCAGUCUGAAACGUGUCGACGGCUCGAGAGCGCCUGGGGUCUGGUGGUUGCAUUGCUGUUGAGCAUUGCUGGCCUCAUCAUCUGCUUCAGAGGUCAUCGAUUCUUUUCAUUUCAGAUGUUCUUCUUUGGCUUCCUUGCAUUUUCGCUAAUAAGCUUCAUGGUAUUUAUUGCCAUAACGAGGGCAUCUGCACGUGAUGGACUACUGGCAGCUUUGCUCGGAGGGGCGCUCGGCGGAUUGCUGUGGAUGGCCAUCUGGUGGUUAUUUGCCAUCCCUGUGCUUUCAAUAUCGCUGUCAGGAUUGUUCCUUGGCUUUCUUGUCGCUGCUGUCCUUCUCUUUACGCCUCUAGGCGAAGUGGCGUUUCUUCAGAGCAGCCUGAGUUAUUGGGUCUUCGUCAGCUGUAUUAUGCUGCUGCCGACUGUGCUGCUGCUUCCACAGGCCAGGCUGCUGAGUGUGCUGUCUUGCUGCUUAGUCGGGGGCUACUGCACUAUCCUGGCAGCAGAUCAGUACUUGGGCACAUCGCUCUCCUACGUGGUGCUGAAUGUCGUGCGGCGAUCCUUGGUUCCAGGUGGUUACCAGGCCAGCAAUACUGUUCCCUUCCAGCUAAAUGACUUGCUGCUGUCCUUGACGUGGGCAGCGCUCUUUGUGCUGGGCACGGUGCUGCAGCUGUGGUCCGAGCGUGGCCGGGCACCCUUCCCCCAGUCACCGUACCACAAGUGGAUACGAGAUCGCAGCUCUGCAGGACAGCCCUUGUUGGCGACAACGCCGCAGGUUCCUCCGCCCGCAUAUGGCAGCAUAGGCAGCACUGCACCCCCCUACGAUCCACCGCCUAGCUACGGGACGUUCUGAUUCAGUGGUGACGGUCUCGUAGGCCUCAUCGCCUCAAUUGUCUAACCCCUGUACCUCUAAAACGUUCCUCCACUCGACAACCCACCUCAAACCAUGGAAAGUGGAGGGCGGCACUGGGACGUCCCUUGACUGAAGUUCUCGCUGCCCUUCAACGAUGCUCCUCGUUGAUUUUGUAUCCAGGCACUCCCAACCUCAACUUGAAGACACUGGAGUUGUGGAGAUGUGUUUCCGAAACGAUUUCUUGCCAUAAAAAUUACUGAGCAACACUGUUGAAGCGCAGUGGGUACUCCAGUUGUACACAGUCAAGGAAUAGCUUCAAGUCGAUUCUCCCGUAGUUCUUGAAUAUGGGAUUUAGCCUCUCUGGUGGAGUGCUUCGUGAGGACAGCCUACAGAAUGUGACCGAGUGACAGAACAUCUGGUUGUUACCUAUGUGUCUAUAUGGUUGUAUUCUAUAUUGCACUAGUCAGAAUUGUCGCAAGUGAUAGUAUGUUUGUAAACAAAUGGGUUUUGAAUGAGUGUAGCAAAAUGUUUAUAACUCUUGUCAUAGAUAACUGCACCUUGCCCUCUUUUCUGCUAGGAGGUGCCACCUUUUCUAAUCUAGCUUGACAAAAAGCAGUUGGCUCGUGAUGUCAUGUGAAAAUUAACUUGCCUGAUAACAGCAGGAAUAGGACUCUAUGAUGACUUUGUAUUUGUAGAUAGUUAAUAUACUUUGUUAUUUGUUGAUUCUGAUGACGUGAUACUCUUUCAUUCUUGCCUCUUUGGCCACAGUUCUUUUAAAUUCAUGUACACUUGUUAUAGUUUUAAUACCAAGUUAAGGUGCGUGGGGGGACGGGUUUACAAGGUUUACAAAUAUUUUUGAACAAGCACCAUAGCAGGCAUUGUAGCUGAAGCUGUGCAGUGUACUGCAUAUGUCUGAGAUAAGCUUUAUAUAAAGCAACAGGAGCAACCAUCACAAACUGGACGUUCACCAUUUUCUUUUAUUCUUUUUCUUGUCUUUACCGAAACUCUUUGGGAUGAGCUAUAUUAAAAGUAUGCCUCUUGACAUUUCUAAA
Molecule: messenger RNA, 2884 nt
Organism: Dermacentor silvarum
Lineage: Eukaryota; Metazoa; Arthropoda; Arachnida; Ixodida; Ixodidae
Product: transmembrane 7 superfamily member 3
Exons: 10
Coding region: 138-1832 (564 amino acids)
Source: RefSeq, a predicted model, not a curated record